Messenger RNA from Chlorocebus sabaeus (green monkey), 1689 nucleotides. RefSeq names its product arylsulfatase family member H (gene ARSH). The record is from RefSeq and is a predicted model, not a curated record. Gene Ontology annotation, molecular function: arylsulfatase activity. Lineage: Eukaryota; Metazoa; Chordata; Mammalia; Primates; Cercopithecidae.
AUGACAAGAAACGCCAGACCCAACAUCGUCCUGCUGAUGGCAGAUGACCUUGGAGUGGGGGAUUUGUGCUGCUACGGUAAUAACUCAGUGAGCACACCUAAUAUUGACCGCCUGGCAAAUGAGGGAGUGAGGCUCACCCAGCAUCUCGCAGCUGCUUCCAUGUGCACCCCAAGUCGGGCUGCCUUCCUGACCGGCCGGUACCCCAUCAGAUCAGGGAUGGUGUCUCCCUACAACCUCAACCGCGCCCUCACGUGGCUUGGUGGUUCAGGUGGUCUUCCUACCAAUGAAACGACUUUUGCCAAGCUGCUGCAGCACCGUGGCUACCGCACGGGACUCAUAGGCAAAUGGCACCUGGGUUUGAGCUGCGCCUCUCGGAAUGAUCACUGCUACCACCCGCUCAACCAUGGUUUUCACUACUUUUAUGGGGUGCCUUUCGGACUUUUAAGCGACUGCCAGGCAUCCAAGACACCAGAACUGCACCGCUGGCUCAGGAUCAAACUGUGGAUCUCCACGGUGGCCAUUGCCCUGGUUCCUUUUCUGCUUCUCAUUCCCAAGUUCGCCCGCUGGUUCUCGGUGCCGUGGAAGGUCAUCUUUGUCUUUGCUCUCGUCGCCUUUCUGUUUUUCACUUCCUGGUAUUCCAGUUAUGGAUUUACUCGGCGUUGGAACUGCAUCCUUAUGAGGAACCAUGAAAUUAUCCAGCAGCCGAUGAAAGAGGAGAAAGUAGCUUCCCUCAUGCUGAAGGAGGCGCUAGCUUUCAUUGAAAGGGUCAAACGGGAACCUUUUCUCCUCUUUUUUUCGUUCCUGCACGUACAUACUCCACUCAUCUCCAAAGAGAAGUUUGUUGGGCACAGUAAAUAUGGCAGGUACGGGGACAAUGUAGAAGAAAUGGAUUGGAUGGUGGGUAAAAUUCUGGAUGCCCUAGACCGGGAGUGCCUGGCCAACAACACCUUGGUGUACUUCACCUCUGACAACGGGGGCCACCUGGAGCCCCUGGACGGGGCUGUUCAGCUGGGCGGCUGGAACGGGAUCUACAAAGGUGGCAAAGGAAUGGGAGGAUGGGAAGGAGGUAUCCGUGUGCCAGGGAUAUUCCGGUGGCCGUCGGUCUUGGAGGCUGGGAGAGUGAUCAAUGAGCCCACUAGCUUAAUGGACAUCUAUCCGACGCUGUCUUAUAUAGGCGGAGGGAUCUUGCCCCAGGACAGAGUCAUCGACGGCCGGAACCUAAUGCCCCUGCUGGAAGGAAGGGCGUCCCACUCCGACCACGAGUUCCUGUUCCACUACUGUGGGGUCUAUCUGCACACGGUCAGGUGGCAUCAGAAGGACUGUGCAACUGUGUGGAAAGCUCAUUAUGUGACUCCCAAAUUCUACCCUGAAGGAACUAGUGCCUGCUAUGGGAGUGGAAUAUGUUCAUGUUCAGGGGAUGUAACCUACCACGACCCACCACUCCUCUUUGACAUCUCAAGAGACCCUUCAGAAGCCCUUCCACUGAACCCUGACAAUGAACCAUUAUUUGACUCCGUGAUCAAGAAGAUGGAGGCAGCCAUAAAAGAGCAUCGUAGGACACUAACACCUGUCCCACAGCAGUUCUCUGUGUUCAACACAAUUUGGAAACCAUGGCUGCAGCCAUGCUGUGGGACCUUCCCCUUCUGUGGGUGUGACAAGGAAGAUGACAUCCUUCCCACAGCUCCCUGA